Molecule: messenger RNA, 912 nt
Organism: Aspergillus aculeatus ATCC 16872
Lineage: Eukaryota; Fungi; Ascomycota; Eurotiomycetes; Eurotiales; Aspergillaceae
Product: PDGFA associated 1 family protein
Exons: 3
Coding region: 1-912 (303 amino acids)
Cellular component (GO): cytosol
Molecular function (GO): RNA binding
Source: RefSeq, a predicted model, not a curated record
AUGGCACCCCGCGGUCGCGGAAAGUUUUCCAAACCUUCGCGAGGAGGAUCACACCACAAGAGAAGGAUACUGGCCGCGACUGACCUGGUGCAAUUUCCCUGCGCACACAUCGAACAGGUGGAAAACAUUUCAGUCGUGAUGUUCAACCCAUUGACAAAGAUGGAAACCCUGUUGGCCUUUGGAGGACCCCCUCCCAUUGUAACCAACUCUCCAAAUCCCAGCCCCACUAAUUCCGAGACCACAUCGCAGGAUCCCGAGGAGAACAAUCUCUCCUCUUCCGAGGAGGAGGAAUCUUCUGAUUCAGGCUCCGAAGAGUCCUCCGACAAUGAUGAUAACGAACCUUCCCACGGCGCCCGACCCGGUCCGUCUUCCAUACCCGCUGCGAGCAGCAGCGGUACCACCGAAAUGACCCGUGAGGAGCGGCGUGCGGCUGCCAAAGCGAAAAAGCAGGCUGCUCAGGCUCGCCGGAUGCACACUGCCGCUCAACCGGGUGACCUACCCCCUUCGAACUCGGACGGAUCAGGCAACGACACCGACGACGAUGACGACGAUCUACCAGCCAAUCCUAACCACACGGCCAAAUCGCGCUCCCAGCUCAGCGACAACCACGAAGACGCGCAAAAGCCGGAAGGCGAUCUAUCACAGUUGUCGCGGCGGGAGCGUGAGGCGAUUGAGGCUCAUCAGGCGCGACAACGCUACUUGAAGCUUCAUGCUGAGGGUAAGACAGAGGAGGCUCGCUCCGACUUGGCUCGUUUGGCGAUCGUUCGCGAACAGCGUGAGGCUGAUCGCCUGCGCAAGGAAGCUGAGAAAGAGGAGAAGGUCGAGCUUGCGAAGCUGCGCGCCGCCGAACGAGAUGCCAAGCUGCAGGCUGCCAAGGGUGGGAAGAAGAAAGGUGUGCCAAAGAGAAAGUAA